AUGAAAGCGCUAUUUUUUCAAAAACGAUUAAUCUCUUCGCCAACAACGGACACACAACCAUGGUCCAUAUACAGCCUACAAUAUCUAUUUGUAGCAGCUGUUCUGUUGAUUGAUUUUCUCAUCAUUCAAACACCAACUCUACCACUUCGAUCUUGCAUUGCUUUACUACUCAUUGUCUCUUUUUGGACACCAUAUAUCCGACGAUUCACCGUUCCUGCCUUACCCAUCUUUGCUUAUCUCCUCACUUUUUACGCCUGCCAAUUCAUUCCACUUCAUUAUCGACCCACACAUAUAUUUGUCAACCUUUUACCCACAUUAGAGAGAAUUAUAUAUGGUGCAAACCUGUCAGAACUCAUCUCCAAACAUACGCACCCUGUUUUGGAUAUUUUGGCAUGGAUUCCUUAUGGUUUGAUGCAUUUUUCAUUUCCGUUCAUUUUUGCUCUGUUGAUGUUCAUCUAUGGUCCUCCUGGGUCACUGAAAGUAUUCGCAAAGGCAUUCGGUUUUAUGAACCUUGCAGGUGUUUUGACACAAUUAUUCUUUCCUACCGCUUCUCCCUGGUAUGAGAUCACUUACGGUUCAGCACCUGCAAACUAUUCCAUUCCUGGUGAAGCUGGUGGUUUACUUCGAAUCGACAAAAUUCUAGGAAUCGAUCUCUACGGCUCCACCUUUGGAACUUCUCCUUUAGUCUUUGGUGCUUUUCCUUCUCUUCAUUCCGGUUGUGCCACCAUUGAAAUGUUGUUUUUUUCUUACUUGUUUCCUCGUUUACGACCUGCUGCAUUCUUUUACAUCUUAUGGAUGUGGUUUGCUACCAUGUAUUUGACUCAUCAUUACAUGAUUGAUCUUGUAGGUGGUUCCAUUUACGCUAUCUUAUCCUUCACCUUGGCACAAAAUUUCUUGCCUAAACUAGACCCUAAGGCAAGCACUCGUUUACACUAUCUUGGCAUUUCUCAUGACAACAAUAUUAUAGGCUUGAUAAAGGCAUAUGUAUAUAGUAUUGAGCACGCAUUCAGCGAUAAGUAUGAACAACUUCCUAUCACUAUGUUUGAUCAGCAACAAAGCGACGACGAAGCCAUUAUACUUCCCAACACCAAUGCAGCAAAUGAACAUAAAAAUGAUAUUACCAUUCCUACCACUUCAAUAACUACGGCAAACCGAGUUGUUAUUCCUAUAGCACCUACAAUAACUGGUUCUAGUCAUCACAAUGAGUAUAGUAGAUAUACUCAUAGACCUGAACCCUUAAGGCUUUUCGGUAUGAAUGGGAACAGUACUAUAAGUAACAAUAAUGAUUAUAGAAUAGCAAGUCAUUUCGCUGAUGAAGACGAGAUGGAAACUUCACCAGUUUUAUCGCCUUCCUCAUUAUAUUGUUCAUCUACUUCGGAACCUGCUUCACCUGUAACACCUAAUUCUUCCACAAGCCCUCAAAUGCAAUUCAACAAAGCCUAG
Molecule: messenger RNA, 1443 nt
Organism: Mycotypha africana
Lineage: Eukaryota; Fungi; Mucoromycota; Mucoromycetes; Mucorales; Mycotyphaceae
Exons: 2
Coding region: 1-1443 (480 amino acids)
Biological process (GO): inositol phosphoceramide metabolic process; sphingolipid biosynthetic process
Cellular component (GO): inositol phosphoceramide synthase complex
Molecular function (GO): inositol phosphoceramide synthase activity
Source: RefSeq, a predicted model, not a curated record